AUGACAGGCAGCAUGGCGAAGAGAGUCCUCAUCCCGAAGAACGGCGUCGACUACCGCGGCAAAGUGGUCCUCGCGCCCAUGGUCCGCAGCGGCGAAUGCCCUUCGCGACUGAUGGCUUUGAAGUACGGUGCUGAUCUCGUAUGGGAGACCAUCGACAAAGCACUCAUCGGUACUACUCGCCGCGUCAACACUGUCACAAACACCGUCGACUUUACCCGCCUCUCCUCCAACGGCUCCAAGAACCCAGACCUCAACCCUUCGCAGCGCGAAAGCAUCAUAUACAGACUAUAUCCAUCCCUCGAGGGUCGCCAACUAAUCCACCAAAUCGGCACUUCGGAUCCGGAACGAGCUGUCGCAGCUGCAAAACUGAUUGCGGGCGAUGUGGCCGGCAUCGACGUGAAUGCAGGAUGCCCGAAGCCCUUUAGCACACUCGGAGGCAUGGGUGCCGCACUGCUCAAAACACCAGACAAACUAGUCGCCAUCCUCGAAGCACUGGUCAAGGAAGUAGGCCAACCCUUCGAAAUCGGCAUCAGUGUGAAGAUCCGCAUGUUGGACAACCCGGAAGACACGGCGGCACUGGUGCGCAAAUUGGUCGCUACAGGAAUCACAGGCCUUACUCUGCACUGCCGCACGACACCCAUGCGACCACGCGAAAGCGCCAUUCGCGAUCAACUGCGUAUGGUCGGCGAGAUCUGCCACGAAGCAGGUGUCGCAUGCCUGAUGAACGGCGAUGUGACAAGCAGGGACGAAGCUCUCAAACUGGCAGAGGAAUACGGUGUCGACGGCGCCAUGAUAGCGACAGCCGCCGAGACAAAUCCAUCAUGCUUCCGCGCUGAAAAAGAUGGUGGCAUGGCACCCUGGCACCAGGUAGUCAAGGAAUAUGUCAAAAUCGCCAUGGACGUCGAAAACAGAUGGGGCAACACAAAAUAUCUGCUAGGCCAAAUGAUACCCGGCAAAGCAAAGGAAUACCGUCCCAUGAACCAAGCAAAGAGUUACACCGAUCUAGUCGAGAUCAUGGGCUAUGGGGAAGAAUUCGCGACCCGAGCUCGUGAAGUGGAUGAGAAACUGGAAAUCAGCUUCGGUAGAAAAGAAACAAGGUCGGAGAGAAAGCAGAGAGGAAACCAGGCAAAGAAGGAGAAAAAGGCAGAAGCAAAGGGGGCAGAGGAGUCGCAGUCGUUGAAGCGCAAAGCAGACGAUGCCGAACUCAGUACGCCGCCAGUUGCUAAACGUCAAGCAGACGAUGCUGAGCCUAGCAUGCCUCUAGACAUCUCACGAUCUGAAGCCCCUGGAUCAGUGACUACUGAGCAGGUCCUCGCAGUAUAG
Messenger RNA from Aureobasidium uvarum, 1323 nucleotides. NCBI's taxonomy places the organism in Eukaryota, Fungi, Ascomycota, Dothideomycetes, Dothideales, Saccotheciaceae. The record is from the annotation of a GenBank genome assembly.